This is a messenger RNA of Phalaenopsis equestris, 2023 nucleotides long. Its product is annotated as pentatricopeptide repeat-containing protein At1g31920. Gene Ontology annotation, molecular function: zinc ion binding; protein binding; RNA binding. Gene Ontology annotation, biological process: RNA modification. The record is from RefSeq and is a predicted model, not a curated record. NCBI's taxonomy places the organism in Eukaryota, Viridiplantae, Streptophyta, Magnoliopsida, Asparagales, Orchidaceae.
AAAACUCCGCACAGAUCUCCAAUCACCACAUCCCUUCAACCUUCGUUCACCUCUUCCUCUUCCUUCAUCAGCCCAUCAUAACAGUAAUGGAAUCAUGGUAGGAAGUUCAGCUCUCCACCAACACCUCCUCUCACCACCAUACCUUCACAAAAACCAGAAUCCAUCACCAUGCCUAUUCUCCCUUCACCAAGUCAAAACCAUGGAAGACUUCAAACAAGCUCAUGCACGGUUCCUAAAGCUUGGCCUUGACCUCAUUCCUCGAUCUGCCGGAGAGCUCAUCUCGGCCUGUGCUCUGUCCGCUUGGGGCAGUCUCGACUAUGCUCUUGCAAUUUUCCUCGAUCUCAACGAACCCUGCACGUUUGACUUCAACGUCAUCAUCAGAGCUAAGGUCAACCAUGGUCAACCAAAAUCAGCUCUGCAACUAUUUAUAGAGAUGAUAGAAAGAUCUGUCAAUCCAGAUAACUUUACUUUUCCAUUUGUUCUCAAGGCUUGUGCUUUACUCUCUGACAUCAGAGGAGGAAUUCAGCUGCAUGGCCAUGCAAUUAAGCUUGGAUUUAAUGAUGAUGUGUUCAUACAUAACAGUUUGAUUUAUUUGUAUGGAAAAUGCAGCAAGAUUGAGCUCAGUUACAAAAUUUUUAAGCUGAUGGGAACAAGAAGAACAGUUGCUUCAUGGAGUUCUCUUCUCACAGCUUACAGUAGAAUGAGUUUCUGGGUUGAUUGUCUUCAUCUCUUUGCUAAACUAAGCUGGGAGAAACUGAAGCCUGAUGGAACUACCAUGGUCGCCGCUCUCUCCUCUUGCUCAAAUUUAGGCUGCUUCGAUCUCGGCCGAAGCAUACAUUGCUCACUUCUUAAAAAUUACCAAACCUUAAACAUAAUCAUACAGACUUCCCUGAUUGAUAUGUAUUUCAAAUGUGGACAACCUGAUAAAGGAAUGUUGAUUUUUGAUAAACUGCGUGAGAAAAAUUUAUGGACUUACAGUGCUGUAAUUUCAGGCUUAGCAAUGCAUGGUGAUUGUGAAAAGGCCUUGCAGGUGUUCUCAGACAUGGUAAAUCAAGGUCUUCAACCUGAUGAAGCUAUAUGUGUUAAUAUGCUCAGUGCAUGCAGUCAUGCAAUGAGAGUUGAAGAAGGGCUUAGAUUCUUCAACCAAAUGAGAUUUGAUUAUCAGAUAAAUCCUAAUGCUCAGCAUUAUGGAUGCAUGGUAGACCUGUUAAGCCGUGUCGGGAUGCUAAAUGAGGCCUAUGAGAUGAUUCAGAGCAUGCCAGUGGAGCCUACCGACGCAUCCUGGCGAAGCAUUCUGAAGGCCUGCCGGAUCAAUGGGCAUAUUGAAGUAGCAGAAAUUGUUUACAGAAAGUUGGAGAAGAUGGGUGCUGUUAAUGCUGGGGAUGUGAUUUUAUCAAAUAUGUAUGCAGAACUGCAGAGAUGGGUAGAAGCUGGUAAAAUUAGAGUGGAAAUGGUGAACCGAGGCCUGGUUCAGGUGGUUGGAUUUAGCCAGGUGGAGGUGAAAGGGAAGAUGCAUAGAUUUGUUUCAAAUGAUGAGUCAUUUUCUCAGAGUGCUGAAGUGAAGGAGAUGCUUUACCAGAUGGAUUUACAGCUGAGAUUUGAGGGAUAUGGGGCUGAUAAAUUGAAGAGUUUUGAAGGUCAGAGUCAGAGAAUUGCCAUUGCUUUUGCUUUGUUGAACACAAACUCAGGCUCUGCUAUAAGAAUCCUUACAAAUCUUAGAAUGUGUGGUGAGUGUCAUGAAUAUAUUGAAUUGAUAUCGAAGAUUUUUGAGAGGGAAAUUAUUGUGAGGGAUCGGCGCCGGUUUCAUCAUUUUAGAUUUGGAUGGUGUUCGUGUGGGAAUCGUUGGUGAAUUGAGGAAUAUAAUGAUAUCAAAAUGAAAAAAAAGGCAAGGAUAUUCUAAUUUAAUUUAACUAUGAUGAAUUUGUGUAAGGUUGGCUUAUGGAGGAGUUGGUAGAUAGUCUUCUCUUCAACUAGGAGACAGAGUUUGAAGCAUAUUCUAACCAUUGAUUUCUAACAUAUUUGU